AAAAUUGAAGGUGAAAAUCGUCCGCGCAGCAGUGUUUUAUAAUCGCUAAAUUUAUCUUUAAAUUAAUUGAAGAAAAAACAACCUCUAAGACGUGUUAGCUAAACGAAAACAUCUUAAAUCCACUGUUGAUCCAACUGUCUGCCGGUCGAACAGGAAAAAUGACUGGACGCAACCGGAACAGCCAAGUUACCAAGUUGGAAACCUCGAUCGAACAGUGCCGAGCAGAAUCCAAAUGGGGCAAAGUAAUAGAGCUAGCGGAUGAGCUCAAGUCCAGCUAUCCGCAAGUUGAAAGUCUCGCUAACUUCCUGAUGGGAGAGGGCAAGCUGGAAAGCUACCUGGACGAACAUCCGCCCAUCGAGGACAACUACCACAAGGCCAAGUUGGGAUUGACCGAUGCCAAGCGGUACCUUAACUCGGUCAUUGGAGAGAGUGGCAAGAAAGCGGGCAUUGCCCUUGAUGCCCAUCUGCUGCUGGCCAAGUUGUUCUUCGCCUGCGGCCAAUACGAUGAGGCGCUGCAGAACUUCGUUCUCGCCGAGCUAAACACACUUUCGGAGAAGACCCUUUCACCUCGCAGCAUCCGGAUCCUGGCCGAGUCGUACGCCAUCAAGGGCAUGUGUUUGGAGAAGAAAAACGCGAAAGCGCCGUCAAAAUUCAAGCAAGCCGAACAGGAAACGGAAAUGAUAACGUGCUUCGAGCGGGCGGCAGAUCUCGGUAUUUUAUACCUGCAAGGACAGGACAGCCAGAAUCAGAAUGAAGUCCGCCGGAUGGGGGCCAUCCUGGAAACUGGGCUGCAGCGAGCACCGAUAGUGCUGAUCAAAACGGGCAAACUGCAGAAUGCCAUCGAUCGCUAUCGGGUGAUGUUAAAUGCGGUAGAAACCAAAGCAACGCAAACUUUGCGUCUUACUUUGGCCAGGCAGCUGGCAGAAGUCUUGCUUAGAGGUGUUUCUGGUACCAUUUAUACCCCACCCAGUAACUUGGGCACCUCAAAAAGUGGUUCAAGCAGUAAACGACUGUGGGAACCCCGAAAGUACUCUGCAAGACAUCAGUUUGUCCCCAAAAAUCAACACGAGGAAACCAUACUGCUGCUGCUGAUAACGGAGGCAUUGGCAGUCCGGGACGCUGUUCUUUCUCAGAGUCCAGAAUUCCGCGAAGCUAGAAUGCAUUCCUUGGGGAACGCGACAGCCGUUUAUGACUUACUUACUCUGUCCACCGUUCGCUGGAACCAGGUGGGAUUACUUCACGAUGCGCUAGAGAAAGCUUUGAAAUUCUCGUUCGGCGAAAGUCACGUCUGGAAGCAGUACGCAACUUGUCUGAUUUCGAUGGGUCGCUAUCGACAUGCUGUGUGUGCAUUGAAAGAACAUUCCAAACUGGAACCACAAGAUUAUCUUAGCUGCUUGAUGGCCGCUAGACUUUGCUAUGAGCACCUGGACCAAAUCAAGGAAGGGCUCGAAUUUGCCGAACAAGCCCUUAGUAAAGAAGUCAAAGUUCUGCGACGAUCCCGUGCUCAGCUUUAUGUGGGAAUAGGUCUGCAGCAGAUGGGAAUAUCGUCUAAUCUUGUUUCCGAAAAAGAUAAUUACAAUAAACUUGCAUUUGAAGCACUGGAACGAGCUGUCCAGCAAGACCCCAACGAUCAUCUUUCAGCGUAUUAUCUGGCAUGUCAACAUGCUUUCAAUUACAACAUUUCGGAAGCAUUGAUACACAUUACAAACGCUCUCUCACUGCGUGCCGAACAUGCCUCCAGUUUGCAUUUGUUUGCCCUUCUACUCACAGCCAAUCGACGCCCAAAAGAAGCGUUGGCCGUUGUUCAGGAUGCAACCGAGGAAUUCCCGGACAAUCUUAAUCUCCUGCACGUGAAGGCACACUUGGAGCUGUACCUCAAAGAUGUCGAAACGGCGCUGGAAACCGUGCAGCAAAUGCUUUCCAUCUGGCGGGAAGUGUACGAAGUCCAGCUGGCCAACGCCGGCAGUGGCAUGGAGCAUGAGAAUGAAAAAUAUUCCGACACUAGGAGCGUCCUGCAGAUGCAGUCUUCGCAGCUUUCGGACAAGGAUUCCAACUCAAUCCACGCGGCAUCGCUUGCAGCAUCCCGAAUAGAGCACGCCCUCAGUGAAGCGGCCAGCUCUCUGAGCUCGUUCAGCCCCCGGCCUGGUCCGCAGAAGGCCUGGAUGAUUCAAUUCAAAAUUUGGCUGCUUCUGGCGGACGUUUAUCUGGCCAUCGAACAACCGAACGAGGCCAUCAACUGCAUCCAGGAGGCCAGCCUAAUUAAUCCGGUGUCCCACCAAGUUAUGUAUAUGCGUGGCCAAAUCCACGUGUUCCAGCAUCAGUGGGCCGAGGCGAAGCAAUGCUUCCAGAAUGCCGUCUCGGCAAAUCCUUACCACACCGAGGCAUUGCGUGCCCUCGGCGAGGCCCAUCUAGCGCUCGGGGAACCGCGACUGGCCGAGAAAACACUCAAGGAUGCCGCUCGCAUCGAUCCGCACUGCCCGAAAAUUUGGUUUUUACUGGGUCGGGUUAUGGAAAACCUGGGCGAUUACGCCACCUCGGCCGACUGCAUGGCCACGGCAUUGCAGCUGGAACCGUCCUGUCCGGUGCUGCCAUUUACCUCGAUUGCAUUGGUUUUCGAGUGAACUGCAACAUACCAUAAAACAUUGAUAACAUCGUACUUUCGAUCCGAGAUCAUCAUUGUCCGAGAUUAGGAGUUAAAUCAAAAUGUUGACUAAUUUUAAUUUAGCAAGGUGCGGAUUCAUGUUUCGGAAUUAAGAAAUUUCGCUUUAAAUGGUUCCGAAUUCAAGGAAAAAAGGUAGGUGGACACCGUAAAUUCACAAUCACAUUCGCGUACUCUUUUUGGCGGUAUUCAAUUAACAGGUAUUACACACAUAAUAUGAGAAUAUGAUAUUGUUUGCAUUAUUGAAUGGUGGUAUAAUAGCAUAGUAUUUAAAAUAUAGUAGGUGUGUGUGUCUGUUUGCAUUUAUCUAUACACGUUUGCAUCCUAUCCGUAAUCACUAUGAUGAGCAAUAUAUUACGAAGCAUUACUGGAAACAA
Molecule: messenger RNA, 3036 nt
Organism: Uranotaenia lowii
Lineage: Eukaryota; Metazoa; Arthropoda; Insecta; Diptera; Culicidae
Gene: Ttc7
Product: tetratricopeptide repeat protein 7B
Exons: 6
Coding region: 159-2621 (820 amino acids)
Biological process (GO): phosphatidylinositol phosphate biosynthetic process; protein localization to plasma membrane
Cellular component (GO): plasma membrane
Molecular function (GO): protein binding
Source: RefSeq, a predicted model, not a curated record